AUGCUUGCACUCCACACCCAAGCCGCAGGCCUCCUGCUUCUGGCACAUCUCCUGCCUGUUCACUCUUUAGAAAUCGGUAGCCGAGACGACAUCCUCAAGACUUCCAAGUCACUCGCUGCUGAUCUCAUCAAGUUUUACCACGGAAACGAAACUGGCCAAGUACCUGGCCUUCUGCCGGAGACGACAAUUAAAACGAAGGACGACGAUGUCACCUACUACUUUUAUCAGUCUGGGGCUUUCAUGAGCACAUAUAUCGACUACUGGCAAUUGACGGGCGACGAGACAUACAAUGACUUGGUGGUGCAGGGCAUCUUGCACCAGGUCGGCCAGAACGAGGACUUUAUCCCAGCGAAUCAGAGCCUCAACGCCGCCAACGAUGAUCAGUCCAUCUGGGCCAUGGCUGCUUUGACUGCUGCCGAGUAUGGAUUCCCUGAUCCUCCCGAGGAUGAGCCUCAGUGGCUCGACCUUGCAGAAUCUGUGUUCGAGUCGCAACGCCUGAGAUGGGAUAGAGAGGUCGAGAAUAAGACCUGCGAUGGAGGCCUGCGAUGGCAGAUUGCGUUUAUCAACAACGGAUACGAUUGGAAGUCGGCCGAGGCCAAUACUUUUUUCUUCGCCCUCAGCUCCCGUCUUGCCAGGCAGACCGGUAACAAGACCUACGUCGAGUAUGCCGAGAAAUUAUGGGACUGGCUUUACGACAUCGAACUCAUCGACCACGAUACCUUUGCCGUCUAUGAUGGAAGCAGCGUCAAGUCAAACUGUACGCAGAUCAGCAAGGUCCAGCGAUCUGGAGCCGCUUCUUCGCUGGCGCUCGGUGCGGCUUAUAUGUACAAUCAGACCGACGGUUCGUCAACCUGGAAGUCCCGAGUUGAGAAGCUCACAUCAUCCUUCAUCGACACCUUCUUCCAGAAGGGCGGAAGCUUCGCCGAAGCAUCUUGUCCCACUGAAAAGAAGUGCCCCAGGGACCUCUUGACCUUCAAAGCUCUCUCCCAGCGAUGGCUCGCCGUGACGAGUCAAAUUGCGCCUUUCACGGCCGAGAUCAUUCUCAAGGCACUCCGCAAGUCAGCUGAAGAGUCUGACGCCGACAAAGACGGAGACGAUGCGUUGGAGCAGACUAUGGGCGAGCUGGCUGUUGUUUCGAACCUGCUGAUCUCGGAUGCUCACGCUGCUGUUUCGUGGGGUGACGAAAAGACCAAUAGCAGUGGCUCUGGUUCUGCUCUGCUACGCGUCUUGCGGGGGUUAACGUGGUUCUGGCCUUGUUUGCUUGGGCUCUGUACUUUAUGUAAACCGCUACCGCCGGUGCUUAAGUCAUUAUAA
Molecule: messenger RNA, 1314 nt
Organism: Fusarium vanettenii 77-13-4
Lineage: Eukaryota; Fungi; Ascomycota; Sordariomycetes; Hypocreales; Nectriaceae
Exons: 4
Coding region: 1-1314 (437 amino acids)
Biological process (GO): fungal-type cell wall biogenesis; carbohydrate catabolic process
Molecular function (GO): mannan endo-1,6-alpha-mannosidase activity
Source: RefSeq, a predicted model, not a curated record